AGAAGAAGGCACACAAAGUUUGUAACUAGUGUCAUCAUUCUCAAGGCUUAAGCAUACCACAUUGUAAUUGACAACCUCCAGAAUUAGGAUAUUCAUUCAUUAUAUUGCUGUACCACUCUUCUACCCUUCACAAUACCCUUUCUGCUCUUUCUCUUUCUUGGUUGAUAGAUUGGUGUAAAGAGAGUCAUGGGAAGACUAUUCUUGAUCAAUCUGGAAGGAAAGUUCUAUUGCUGCAAACACUGCCAAACACAUUUUGCUCUUGAUGAUGACAUUAUCUCCAAGAUGAUUUUAUUGAAAAAUAUCAAAGUCAUGAUAUUUUUUACGCUCGGGAUUGGAUUUCUCUACCUGGUGUUCUGCAUAUUGCUUUGGGAGUCUUUCCAUUGCAGGCAUGGAAAAGCUUAUCUUUUUGAUAAAGUUGUGAAUGUGACAAUUGGAGAGAAAGAAGAACGGAUGAUGAUAACCGGAUUGCAUACUGUUGUUGACUUAUUCUGUGUUGUAUGUGGUUCCAUUGUUGGAUGGAAAUAUGAGGCUGCUUAUGAGAAGAGUCAAAAGUACAAAGAGGGAAAGUUCAUCCUUGAAAGGUAUAAGGUCUUGGGACCUGAUGGAAGCCUCUAUAUGGCAGCUCAAGAAGCUCAUGCUGCAUUAAGUGAUGCUGAUGAUAUUUGAAAAUUUGCUCAUUCCAUGUUUAAAUUGUACAUUCUUCCUCAGCUUAGAACUGCUAUAUUUGCAUUGCACAUCUCAGUGCUUGUGAAAGUUGAGUUCUAUUUGAUAGUAAUGUUAACAUAUCAAUGGCUUCUAGCAUAUUUCUUGGAGGACAAGUCUCAUUAGUUCUUUUAGAAAUUUAAA
Molecule: messenger RNA, 846 nt
Organism: Vigna angularis (adzuki bean)
Lineage: Eukaryota; Viridiplantae; Streptophyta; Magnoliopsida; Fabales; Fabaceae
Product: protein yippee-like
Exons: 7
Coding region: 187-666 (159 amino acids)
Cellular component (GO): ubiquitin ligase complex
Source: RefSeq, a predicted model, not a curated record